UAUCCCUCGGUGGCAUUCCUUCUCCUGAUGUUUUAAUGUGUUCAGGUCUGUCCCAGCAUUCCAGUCCCAUAAAUUCAGGAGGCGGAGAAAAGCAGCACGAAAGUUUCUCAUCAAGUUGUGGAUUAAAUGUCGAAUUUUUAAAGCCACCAUGAUUUUGUCCUCUCUCACUUUUGUGCUGCUGCUCGGCUAUGCUCGCUUGUGGACUGCAAUUGCCCAGUCUGUAGUGAAGAAGGUUGAGGAGCAGGAUGUUGUUCUACCAUGUCAGCAUCGCUUUGGUCAUUUAGUAUCAAAGAAUCUGGACAUUGAAUGGCUUUUGCAAGACUCUGAACCCAAUCAGAAAGUGGUGAUCACUUAUUCUUUGGGUUCAGUGUAUGAGAAUGUAAGUGCAAAGCUGAGAGGACGAAUCUCCUUUGCAGCAAAUUACCUGAUGGGGGAUGCUUCCAUUAAAAUAUCGUCACUGCGUUCAACAGACUCAGGACUGUACACAUGCAAAGUGAAAAAUGAAGGACAGUAUGACUUGAAGACUGCUAUUAAUCUUGUCGUUUUGGUCAAACCUUCCAAGCCUAAGUGCUGGACACAAGGACAAUUACUGCAAGGAAAUGAUAUAAAACUUAAUUGUAAAUCAGAAAAUGGCACCCAGCCAAUCUCGUAUAGGUGGAACCAUGUUUUGGAUACAGAAGGACACCAAGCCAAAUUUCAUCCGACCAUACACAAAGAUUCAAGAACCCCUGAAAUGUUUUUGCUGAAGAACUUGAGCUCGGAGAAUGCUGGACUAUACGAGUGCAAUGCCAGAAAUGAGGCGGGAGAAGAAAGCUGCUUCAUUAAUGUUACAAUUAUGCAUGUGAGAGAUCCUGGGAUCAUUGCUGGUGCUGUUAUUGGAGUUAUAGUUGGACUAUUGUUAAUUUUCCUUAUCGUGUGGUUCACACUGUACAGGAAAGAAAAGCAUAAAUAUGAGGAAGAGGAAACGCCAAAUGAGAUCAGAGAAGAUGCUGAGGCACCAAAGGCAAAGCUCAUCAAUGCACAGUCUUCAGUGGGGACUGGGAGCACAGGGUCUGGUUCCUGUUCAGUCAAGUCUGUCAGGAAUGGAACCCCUUACCCCCAGCAGCCUCGAACACCAUCAACUGAGGAGGAUAAGACACCCAUUACCUACACCCCAGCAGAGGAGGCCAAGGUUGAUAGCAGUGGACCAACCCAGGCACAUAUGAAAAGAAUGGGGGCAGUCCCUGUCAUGAUACCUGCCCAAACAAGGGCUUUUCAAACUGUGUAAGCUUUGAUUAGGAAGAGGAGAUGUUUUAUCAACUACUGUGUUGGAAAAUUUCAUCAGCUAAGUAAACACAUCAAAUUUAAGACUGGAAAGUCUGAGCUCCCCCUUCCGCUUUCUCAAUUUUGACAUGAGAAAAUUUUGUUGACUAAACAGGAUAGAUUUACCUAAACUUGGCACCUUCUCAUGUAUUACAUGCAUUAGGGAAGAAUUCCAGAAAAAGCAAUUUUAAUUGAACAAAUCUACUUUGCGCAACAAAGUUCUUAGGCAGGCUUCACUGACCUGUUCUCUCUCUCCCUCUCACUUUCACACAACACAUACACACAACCUCAAGAAAAUGAUUAAUUUCAACUCUAACUGAAUUCUGACUGAAUUUGCUGAAUCUCUGGAAUGGUCAGAUAUGAGGGAUAUUUUAACAUUGUUCAGAGCUGGUAAGUGAUGGCUUAUUUCAGAGCAUUAUUGAAAGCAAAGGGCAGAGAUUCAACAUUGUAUAACCUAUAGUACUCUGACUUGUGACCUGCUGCUGACAUUGAUUUUGUAAAAUAUGCCUUGGAAUACUUCAGUGUGAACAUUUCUGACAGCCCCAGUUGCCAUACCAAUCCCUAAUUUGUUUCUUACAUGUUCACAGUCAGUCCCAUAUUGGUCAAAUCUGAUUUUGAAAAGCCUUCUGCCCAUUCCAACCUAUUGCCUAGAAUUGGAUUCCUCUGUGAUUGCAGGCUGGGCACAUUUAACACUUACACUCACAGAAAAGGACAUUAAUGGAGAAUAACAUUUGAGCUGGGAAGCUUAAUAAGUAGUAAGUGCAUUUCAUCUAUUUGAAAAUAGACAGGUAUCACAGCACUAAUAUAUCUUGAUACAGCUCAGUGAAAGUGGCACUGGAGGAUAUUGGCUACUGGCAACUAAAAUUCUGGAGGUAACAAAUAUUGAAACAAUGAUGUCUAUUCAUGCCAAACAAGUACAGUUACGAUCUUUAAGUGUGCACACAGCUUGCCCAAGCAAAUAAGAAACCUUUGUUCAUUUUUUUACACGGACUUGUCAACUGUACAGUUUUUAACAAUGUGAUUACUCUUUAUCAAUCAAGAAGAAAAAUGUAUAACACACUACAUUGUACACCUGCCUCAUGAUUAACUUUGAAUAUCUUUGCUAGUCAUUGGUGGGUAAUCGUCAAUAACACAACCAUGUGCUGCAAAAGCUUGUGAUAUCACCAAAUAGGAACAUGGUUAGGUCAUUCAGCCCAUCUAGCAUGUUUCACCAUUCAAUUAGCUCUUGGUCGGUCUAUAGUUCAACUUCAUGUACCCCACCUUUGCUCCAUAUCCCUUGAUACUCUGACCACUUUGGGAAUAAUACUGGUCAAAAUGCUGCUUCAGAAAACUUGAUCGUAAUCUGAAUCCUAAAUUUCUUAACUGGUCUGUGAUAAUAUUCCUCCACUAUCCCUUAAAUCAUGGUGGCUUUCUUUACUCUCUCUUAGUUCAAUCUGGAUUUCUCUUAUAUUUUUCUAAAUAAUUUGUCACAUCAGGUGAUUUGACGGUAUACUUUAAAAAUUGUGGACAGGGAUUACUAUUAUUAUGGUUCCUAUUGCCAGCUGGAUGUCAAGAAAACUGGCAGGAAAAUGGGUAUUACAGUUUGUGUUGAUAAAACUAAAAAUGAUUUUGUCUGAGUUACUUUUAAGAUCUCAGCAAGUAAUUUGAGAAAAUUAAGUCAGCAUCUGAGAGAACAGCAGAUCUACUGUUUCACAUCUUACUCCUUUCUUCAUGACAUUUUCAUUCACAGGUAAUUAAUUUGUUUGAUCUAACUCAUCUGAGAUCUUUUAGCUGUCUGAUCCUAAUUAAUCUUUUAGUGAUGGCCUGAUAGGAAGUGAUGGCUCCUACAAGCACCAGUUCAAGCUUGCAUAAUGAGAUUGUUUUUCUUAGAGAGCUUACACAGAGUUAAAGUUGAAUAUUUUUGAAAAACUAUUUCAGACAAUGCUUGACAGUUAACUGUUGGUCACCAUUAAUUAGUGCAUUCUCCAUGGCAUCACCUCAACCAAUCAGAGUCCGCUUGCCAGCCGAUCAGCACUCUCAUCUCAUACAGUACAAAGUUGUUGCUUUCCUUGACAUUGUCCUGAUGAUUGCAAGAUGAGAAGCUUCCACAAAAUGUCUGUUUUCAGCAAUACUCAAGUUCUGUACUACCAAAUGACAAUUAGAGUUAAAGUUGGUGCCCUUCUUCUUGUGAUUGUUUCAAGGCUGUACAAAUCUUGGAGAAAUGCUAAAAAUGGAUGACCCCAUAGUAACCAAAAUUGUAUACCUACAAUUGUAUAGAAUUUAUAGCACAGAAAUAGGCAAUCCAGAACAACUGAUCUUUGGCAUUAUGCUCCACAUGAACCUCCCCCCACUCUAUUACAUUUAAACACAGCCUUCUAUUUCUUUCUCCCUCAUAUGUUUAUCUAGCUUCCCUUAAAGGCAUCUACUUAAUUUGCCUCAGCUGCUCUUUACAGUAGCAAGUUGUAACUGCUCUCUGGGUACAGGCGUUACCCUGAAUUACUUAUUGGAUUUACAAUUGACCAUCUUGUAUUUAUGGCCCACAGUUUUGGACUACUCCCCUGGCGGAAACACCUCUAUAUCUACUCUAUCAAACUCCUUCAUUAUUUUAAAUUCCUCUAUUAAGUGGUAAAACUCUCUAUAACAUCAGUACAAUUGUACUUUCACUUGCUUUAAUUGAUAUAAAUUACACUCUCAGUGAAUUUACAUUUCUGCAGAACUGUUAAGGGCAAUAGGAUGUCUGUUGACACUACUGUCAUUUUAAUCAUGCAGGUAUUUUCUGCUAACUCUACUAGAUACUAUUUACCUUAAUGACACCAGUAAAAGAGAAUUAUGUUUUGUUGAGAGAAUGAGAUUUCCACAACCAAUCCUAUAGUACAGGGAAGUAAAUCUUCUCCAGAUGUCCCUUAGGUAAUGGUCGGUCAGCAAAAAUCUUUUCCCCUUUCAUCCCACUGGUGUUCAGAAUUCACUCAUCAUAAAAUACUUUGCCCCCAACGGUAAAUUUCAUUGUCAUCUGCAUAUGUUAUAUCAUGUUUUCAGCCUCCCAAAAAUUCUGUACUUGACAGGCAUUACAAUUCCCUCCAAAAAAGGGCUUUGUACUUCAAUUUGUGUUGCCCCAGUCUUGGCAGAGAUAAUGACCCAAAAAUUUCUGUCAAAAUAACAGAGAGGUUAAUAGCAUUUGCUGUUAUUAAAGUGCAAGUACCACAGCAACUUCAGGUGAGGAUAGAUGUGCGAAGCGACACGUAAAUCCAAAUGUUGUUGUUCAAGCUGUGUUGCUCUGGUUGUUAGCUUUUCGAAAAUGGCAUCUUGCUGUCUGACUCCCAUUAAAAUACAGCAACUUCACACCACUCAAUGUAUUUGCAUGGUAGGUAUUUUGCAAAGUCGCUGUCCAAAGUUGUUAAUCCAUUUCAACUCUAAGAAAACUCUUAACGGCCUGAAAGGUGUUAAUUACUGCCAGUUAACCUCGCUGGCACUGAAAGAAAACCACUACUGGUGUGGAGCUUCAUUCUACUCUACCUUACACUUCCUGGUUCAACCUCUGCGCAGUUCUGAUUGGUUAAGGAGGUACACAGUUAUUUGCCCUGUUCACUCAGGUACUAGAUGCCCUUUAAAGGGUUGCACUCUUUCUAGCUCAUACUUCCAGCAAUUUAGAGCAAGACAUCAUGGAGAUUAAAAGACUAAGGGAAGUCCAGCAACAGGUGUUGUUUUUGGCCAGCCACAGCAAUUUUUAGCCCAAGAUAUGUGUCUAACUGAACAAAUGGGCUGUGUGCACUAAAUUUUAGAAAACAGGCUUCUGCUAAUUAACUUAACAAGAUGCCUCAUUAUUUACAAUUACUUUUGAUCUUUUGUUCUUUGAUGCUGGCUUAAUGUUGAAAUGAAGGCCCAAGAAUUACUUUGAAUGGAAAAAACCUCAUGGAUCACAAUGCAAGCUUUUAUUCAAUUAUAGACUUCUAAUCCCAAAAGAUUGGGCACAGGCAUCUGACAAAAAUGCUUAGUUAUUAACAACACUGUAAAAAGACCUGGGAAGCACAAGGGUCCAUAACUGUAGUGAAUAAGGGAAUUCACAUUUGUCUAACAUAUGGGAUAUGGUGCAACAUAUUGGAAUUCAGGGACUUGGGCCAAAUAUAGUUCAGAACCAUUGUGCUCAUGUCAUUCACACAGUAAGAACAUCUUUCAAAUCAGAUAUUCUCCACUUACUGAGAUUCACCAUGUAACUUAACCGGGGAAGCUGUAAUGUGCAGACAUGUUUUAUAUCCUGUGUGUACCUACCCUGUCCUUACUGUAAGAAAAAAAAUGAAGGGAAUUUUGAAAGGUAAAAUUUUGCAUAAAAUGCUUUUAAAAUUUGAUCAGACAGCCAAUAUAUUGGUAAAUGUGCGUUCAAAAUAAAAAUGAGCAGAUAAGUACUUUUCUGCCUGAAAAGGCAUCUAUACAAAUGACCCAAUGCCAAAGCAUAUUGAGGAUAUACUAUUCUGCUCAAAAGGGACACAACAACAACCAGGAUGUCUGAUGUAUGCGGACAAUUUUACACUUUGUUUACUUUUAGUUUUAUAUGUAUUUAAAUAGAAAUAUUUUUGUUCAUUAUUCUGCAAAUAUUUGCUUAAAGAUUUUUUUAAAACUGCUAAAUUUAAUCAUUUUUGCUUUUAGUCAGAGGAAGUCUGAAUGCAACACUUGAUGAUAUUAGUAUUGAAACUAUUGGCUCUUUGCCUUAUACAAGCAUUUUCUCUAGUGCAGCUUAGGGAGUUGCAGAAUCUUAUUAUGCCAAUAGCACGACUGAACCAAACAAUAAUGUAAAUGUUUGAACAUUGGUUAUGCAAAUAUAACCCAUCCAAUCAAAUUAUUUACAGCCAAAAAAACUAUUGGAGAUUUCUUUGCUGCUGGGUUCAGCUGAUAGAGGGCAAAGUUCAUUCAUUUGAUUUUCCUUGCUUAUAAAUUGUGAGAAUUAUUUGACUGGCUGUGAGAUAGAAUGUUGUUAACUACUAGUGAAGUAGUUUACUUGUGUAAGGUGUUGCAAAUUUCAAACAUCCUGGCAGAAACUAGCAAAGCUUUGAGUUUUGUUUAAAAAAAACUUUAGCUACAUUUUUGGUUAAAAGGGAGAGAAAGAGAAAGCCUUGUAUAUAUCAAACAGGACCUCUGAAAAGAGAAAUAAUGUUCAGAUAUGAACUGCUUUCAAUAUUUAAUAUUACAAUAAGCACAAAACACCAAACCAUAAUGUUGUUUAAUUAUCCAACACUUCCCAGUGCUUAAUCACUCAACAGUGUACUUUACAGGAAAUUUUUCAUCAUUUGUUCUAUAAAAUUAAUUUUAGCUUUUAAAAUGCUUUCUAUAAAUGCAAUCUUUAUAAUGAGCUGUAACAAUCUAAUGGAAGUAUGAAACUUCAUAGGUGCAUAAAGACUGCUAAAUAUUGACUUCACUUCCCGUUUUCCUUGCUAUUGAGCACACCACAUGAUAUAGAACUCCUCAGAUGUGAGGAUGGGCAGGUAGCCUCAGCUACUAUUGCUCAUUGGGCAAAUGAUAAUGUACAAGAGCAACUUGAGAUGCCUCUCAUAAUUUCCCUCCCUCCUAGUGAUGAACAUUGUGGCUUUUACCUGGUGCUCCCUCCAAUCCCUGUUCCCCACCACCCCCCCCACCCCAACAACCCACCAAAUCCACAUGACACAACCAAUAUCAGAUACAUGAAUCUAAAUCCGACCCCGAUGAUACCCGAGUGCUAAGAAAUAAUAUUAAACUUUAAAUUAUAUUAAGUAUACCAGCUGCUGCCUUGUUAGUGUGAUGCAUGUUUACACUUGAAUUUAAAAUGUAAAAAGUGGAGUAGCAGGAAAAGGUGCAGUUUAGCAAGUGUUAAAUACUGAACAGUAGAAGUAAAAAAUAAAAGCUGUGAAUACUGGAAAUUUGAAAUCCAAACAGAAAAUAACGUAAUGCACAACAGGCCCAAUGGUGUCUGGAAAGCCAAGAGCCAGGGAGAGACUGGUAGUCAUGACUAUUCUGACAAAGGGUCUUUAUUCAACAUAUAAACCUGGAUUUUAUCUCUUCAAUUGUUGACAGGUCUGCUCUGCAUUUACAGAUUUUUUUUUUGUUUUUUUAUGUCAUGCAUGUAGAUUGAAAUAUUUGAAAAUUACAGUCCUAUGUUUAUACACGUCAAGACAUAUUUGAGGAACAAGUGAUUCCAAUUUUUAAAUAUAUGAUGGGCGUUUUAUGUGUGUUUUAUGUUUUGUUCUUAUUGUCUUUUUUGUUAGCAAAUGUUGUACUGCAAGAUUUCAGAACUGCCGUUUCCACUCACCAGCUGUCCUUGACGGCUUAAUGCUGACAAAUUUACAUGCUGAGGGAAGAUAAUGAAAUGCCUGUACAAUCUGCAGCUAACUAGUUAGUCCAAAGCUUGUAACUACCGCACCUAGAGACUCAUUAAUGUGAUUAAAUAAAAUCCUAACAUGAAAUUGUGGUAAAGCUACUAGGGAAACUGAAGCCAGCUUUCCUCAAGGCACCCAGGACCCUAGUUUAAUUAAUUGCAAGCUGUUGUAGUUUAAAAGGAAUGGUGCAAAAAGAAUGUAUUAUGUUGGACUAACAUUUGGUGGUAAAUGAAAUACCAGAAUUUGUUUGUUCAGGAGAUUCUGUUUUUCUGUUACUUGUUUUAAUAGUAUUUCAAACUAUAUGUUUAACUGAGCACUGUAAUAGUAACUUGCAUCUGACUUUAGUGGGAAAUAUUCCAGUUAAGGUAAACCUUUUAUAUAUAACACUCAAUAGAUAUUAUAAAUGUUUUAUUUGCCUAAGGUACGAAAAAGUAUGGAUAAUUUGACCAUAGUCUGUCUUGCUGCACAAAACUGUGACUCAGUUGUGAAUAAUAGUCAUACGUGGGUAGGAUAGGGAUACCGCGGAAAGGAAUGAAUGGAGCUUUAAUUGUCUCAUCAAAAUAAAAUCACUGCAAAACAUUAAAAGGGAUAGUAAUUUUUGCACUCUGUGGUACUUUGUUGCCUUUUAAACUACUUGUUUGAAAUUUCUUCUGCUCCAAAAUACUUCAUCUGUAAAAUUAGAAGCAUCUGCAAGGGAUCAUCUUUAGACUGUGAUGCACAAAGCAUGCUCACAUUUCAAUCAUAGGAUGACAUGAGAGAAAUAACACUGUACCCUGGAUAAUGCAGCAAAUAUUAAUGUAAAGAGUUUCUCAUUUCAAGUGCAAAUGUAUAUUUUUAUAAUUUACCACAGCAUUUCCUGGUUUGGAUGUUGUAAUAUUCUCAGUAAAAUAAUAAACAUAAUUCAUCUUC
Molecule: messenger RNA, 8531 nt
Organism: Carcharodon carcharias (great white shark)
Lineage: Eukaryota; Metazoa; Chordata; Chondrichthyes; Lamniformes; Lamnidae
Gene: clmpa
Product: CXADR-like membrane protein
Exons: 7
Coding region: 149-1267 (372 amino acids)
Cellular component (GO): membrane; cytoplasmic microtubule; cell surface
Source: RefSeq, a predicted model, not a curated record